Nymphalis io (European peacock) is the source of this 819-nucleotide messenger RNA. RefSeq names its product cytochrome b5-like. The coding region runs from base 151 to 501 and encodes 116 amino acids. Lineage: Eukaryota; Metazoa; Arthropoda; Insecta; Lepidoptera; Nymphalidae. Gene Ontology annotation, molecular function: heme binding. The record is from RefSeq and is a predicted model, not a curated record. Gene Ontology annotation, cellular component: intracellular membrane-bounded organelle; membrane. The transcript has 4 exons.
AUCAAAUAUCAAUUACAGUAUUCACAAAUCAUAGUAACAGUAAAUUCAGUUCAAGGCUAUCUAUGUACUUUAUAAAUAAUUCGUACUUAUUACUUUGUCUUCUCGUCGUGUGUAGUCAACAGUACUUACUUUAGUAAGAAUUAAUUUAAAAUGGCUCGUAUGAUAUCAUUAGAAGAAGUAAAAAAACACAGACGCAAGAGCAGUGUUUGGAUUAUAAUUCACAAUGAUGUUUAUGAUGUUACGAACUUUUUAACAGAGCACCCCGGGGGUGAAGACACCUUAUUGGAUGUAGCUGGUAAAGAUGGAAGUCGAGAAUUUGAGGAUGUUGGACAUAGUGAUGACGCAAGAGAACUUUUAAAAAAAUAUAAAAUUGGAUCCCUGAACCCUGAAGACAGGAUCAGUGUUGUCUUACCAUGCUCGAAUCUCAAAUGGGCAUUACUUGCUCUAGCAGGAGCGUUAGUCGUAGGUGUCGUUUUGAAGAAAUAUCUGGCAAGCAAGUAAACAUAUUCUUUUCGAUAUCGGGUCCAAGUAUUUAAAUAGCUGGCUUUUGCUAAGCUAAGCGUAGUGGAUAGUGUUACCAGCAUAAAAAAAAAAUAGUUAUUAUAUAAUUGUUACAGUUUUAUAUAUUAAUUUUAUAAUGGCUGUGUCUAAUAUUUUCGUUUAUGUUUAAAAGCUCAGAGCAUUUAUACAUUUUCGAUUUUUGUUUUUGUUUAAAAAUGUCUUUUUAUUUUUUAAAUACUGUAAUAAUAUUUUAUAUUGCUGUAUAAUCUUUACUUCAUAAUUUAUAUAAAUAUGUGAUAAUAAAAGAUGAAAUCGUUA